UGACGUCAAAAGGCUGCACCGUGCUCCUGCGUUUGUUGUGAUUCUGCUGCAGAAAGGUUCACGUUUUAAAUUGUUUGAGCAUUUUGGAGUUUAAUUAAAUCGAUGCAAACUGUUUUUAUCGUUUUUACAAGCAAUGAUAAAUGUUGUAACGUUACAUUCAAUAACAAGUAAUUUAUUUAACUAACAUAUAUAAACGUUAUUUCUUUGAACAAAGCUCAUACACGCGUGGAAAGCAGAAAACUCUCUCACUCUAACUAUGUAAAUGGUGAAUCAGUUUACCUUAAACACGAAUGUAGGCACUGGCAAGUACUGAUGGAGAAACGGAGCUUUAACAAACUCCGAGUCAACUGAACCAAUUGCUUCUCAAAAUGAUUCACUGGUUUGAAGCGCUCGAAUCACUGCACGCCAUAGAAGAGAAAAACUCCUGGUGAAGUUACUGAGAGCCACGUGACACUAUUAUAAAGAUGGCAUUUAUUAAAGAGGAGAGUGAAGACGUGAAGAUUGAAGAAGCAUUCAGAGUCAAACAAGAAGAUACUGAUGAACAAACAGACCUGAUGUUGCUGAAAGAGGAGAGUCAAGAACUGAGUGAAAUGGAAGAAAAAGAUAAGAAAAAUCUUGAUUUCAUGACUGGAGAAAAAUCCAUGCAGGCUAAAAAGACCUCACGAAAAAGAGUUCGGAAGACCAAAUCUAAAUCUAACUACACCUGCCGUCAGUGUGGAAAGAGUUUCAAUCAAAAAAAUAAUCUUGAAGUCCACAUGAGAGUCCACACUGGAGAGAAACCUUUCAGCUGUCAACAGUGUGGAAAAAGUUUCACUCAAAAACAAAACCUUAAAGUCCAUACAAGAAUUCACACUGGAGAGAGCUCUUUCACCUGCCAAGAGUGUGGAAGCAGUUUCACUCAAAAAAUAAACCUUAAAGUCCAUAUGAGAAUUCACACUGGAGAAAAGCCUUACACGUGCAAACUGUGUGGACAGAAUUUUACACACAAAAACAACCUUAAUUCUCACAUGAUAAGUCACACUGGAGAGAAGCUGUUCACAUGUGAUCAGUGUGGAAAGAGUUUCACACGCAAGGUAACCCUUAAUUACCACUUGAGGAUUCAUUCAAGAGAGGACUCUUUUACAUGUCAUCAAUGUGAGAAAAAUUUCUGUCAUAAAUUAAGCCUCAAGAAUCACAUGAGAAUCCACACUGGAGAAAAGCCUUAUUCAUGCCCUCAGUGUGGAAGGAGUUUUACAUAUAAACCAUCCCUUGAUUCCCACAUGAGAACACACACUGGAGAGACCCCUUACACCUGCAAAUAUUGUGGGAAGAAGUUCUCACAAAAAGGAAACCUUCAGACUCACAUAAGGCUUCACACUGGAGAGAAGCCUUUCUCAUGUCUUCAAUGUGAAAAGAGUUUUACAUAUCAAAGAGACCUUAAACAACAUUUGCAAACUCAUUCUGGCAAGAUAUUACAUUGUUCCUCAGUGUAGUAAGAGUUUUAGAAAAAGUAAUAAUUAAAAAAAUCACAUGUGCUUUUAAUCUGAAUGAUUUAAUUGUAAUGAUUGUAAAAAAGAUAAAUAAAAAAUUCACAAAUAAAUAAAUACGUCAUGCA
Cyprinus carpio (common carp) is the source of this 1594-nucleotide messenger RNA. RefSeq lists its product as uncharacterized. The record is from RefSeq and is a predicted model, not a curated record. Lineage: Eukaryota; Metazoa; Chordata; Actinopteri; Cypriniformes; Cyprinidae.